AUGAAGCGCUUUGUGGAAGGCUACCGGGCAGAGGCAGUCGGUGAGGGGCGUAUGGCGUUUCGGUUGUCAUAUUGCAACGUUUCGAACGCCUUCAUUGCCGCCGGUGUUCAGUGGGGUGCCCCUUCUGAUAGCUGGCAGCAGUGCUGCGCAACGUGCGAUGGUGGGUGUGUGGUGGGAUUUCCGUCCUUUCUCUUUCGCCAGCGCCUGACGCUGGGCGUGCGGAGUGUGGCCUUCAUCGGCUCGCUGGAGCUGCAGUUCUUGGCGCUUGUGGAGCACCUCGGCAACACGACGCCCGUUCGGUGCCGCGGCGAUGCGCGUGUGUUCGUUGCGUUUCCCGAGUUUGCGCCGCUGCACGCCGACUUCGUCGCUGCGUUUGCUGGCGGCGCGGGUGCCGACCGCGCUGUGUUCUUGAGGAGCCUGCCGCACUGGGGCGACGCGAACUCGACGUCGGAGACCGCCUAG
Molecule: messenger RNA, 462 nt
Organism: Trypanosoma rangeli
Lineage: Eukaryota; Euglenozoa; Kinetoplastea; Trypanosomatida; Trypanosomatidae
Product: receptor-type adenylate cyclase
Exons: 1
Coding region: 1-462 (153 amino acids)
Source: RefSeq, a predicted model, not a curated record